AUGAUUGACGUGGUGGAUUUGGGUGUUUACAGAUGUUAUGCUCAACUUGAAGGCCGAAUUGAAUUUUGUCUGAAGAUUUCUAUGAUUGACGUGGUGGAUUUGGGUGUUUACAGAUGUUAUGCUCAACUUGAAGAUGUGCUGACAUUCAAAGAGUUCCAAGUAAAACGAGCUCAUGAACCAUCAUUAUUGAAGUCGUCACCGAACAUUAUCUUCUACUGUCAAUUCAGUAUCGGAUUGUUCAUUGUCGUGCUACAUGUUCUUCCAUUUGAUGACGAUAACUCGAACAUCACCACAACAUCCUCCAUUGAUCAUGAACACUAUCACAUACCAGUUACUUGCUGCUUAGCCGAGUAUUCAUGGGAACAAACAGACUUCAAUUGUUCGACGCCAGAAUAUUCGCACUUGGAAGAACGACGACAUUCUCCAUCAUUCCAUCAUCUGGAUGACAUCAGUCAACGUCGUGUCGCUCUGUGGCGUCAUAGAAUUGCUGCUAUGCCUGCACCACUGGCGCAAUUUGACAAGGAGACGAACAUAAUGGCCAUUGUACAUACUUCAGUAUAA
Molecule: messenger RNA, 561 nt
Organism: Angiostrongylus costaricensis
Lineage: Eukaryota; Metazoa; Nematoda; Chromadorea; Rhabditida; Metastrongylidae
Source: the annotation of a GenBank genome assembly